This is a messenger RNA of Homarus americanus (American lobster), 3614 nucleotides long. Its product is annotated as collagen alpha-1(IX) chain-like. The annotation marks the transcript as partial. Lineage: Eukaryota; Metazoa; Arthropoda; Malacostraca; Decapoda; Nephropidae. The transcript has 19 exons. The record is from RefSeq and is a predicted model, not a curated record.
UGGUGUUGCAGAGACAUCUUCCCGCUGGGUCUACAAGAGUUCUCCCUCAUCUGCACCUACCGGGCUCGUCGGCCCCCCCGCGGUCCCUGGGACAUCAUUAGGAUCAAUGACCUUGAGGACAGGCCGCAGUUUGCCGUUACUCUUAACCCCAUCACCGAGAAUGUUGAGUUCUCCAUUCUGGCGUACGACGGAACACUUCAGACGUUAGAGUUUGACCAGGCAAAGAGUGCCUUCGACACAAACUGGCAUAAGCUUCACUUCGGUGUGUUCCGAGAUAGUGUGACGCUCUACCUUGACUGUGAAAAUACGACGCAAGUACCACUUGACCCCUUUGGUCCCAUAGACGUCAAUGGUAAUAUCCAUAUUGCAAAGCUGCAAGAUUCUUCUCGCACCGUUCCAAGGAAAAGGCAGAGGAAGAAUAUUGAGCUACAGUGGAUGGUGAUGAGCUGCGACCCAGCCAGCCCAGAGAGAGAGACCUGCUUAGAACUUCCAGAGCGAGAGCUGAUAACGCAGGAGAGACCUGAGCAGUGUGAGGUCAUUUGCCCGAUUGGUCCUCGCGGCUUCAACGGCACAGACGGUCGUAGGGGGCGACGUGGUGAACGUGGCCUGCCUGGUGACAUUGGCGAGCCUGGUCUGCGUGGUUUUCCUGGCGCCAAGGGUGAGAGUGGAGUGCAAGGACCCCCAGGUUCUGUUGGUCUGCCAGGAGCACAAGGUCGACAGGGAGGGACUGGCAGCCGGGGUUUCCCUGGACCCGCAGGACCUCAAGGUCCCAUUGGUCUUCAAGGGCUUUCGGGUCCUCUUGGUCCUAAAGGAAACAGUGGUGACAGGGGUCUUCCAGGUAUACCUGGUCCUGUUGGUCCUCCUGGUGAGGCUGGCCCUAGAGGUGUGCCAGGUGACGCAGUCUUGGUGACCGGACCUGCUGGCGAGCAAGGUCCCCCAGGUAUUCCAGGACUUGGAGGCCCCCCUGGUCUAGAUGGACUUCCUGGUGGAAUAGGACCCAAGGGAGAAUCAGGAAGACGAGGCGACCGAGGGUUGAAUGGGCGACGAGGUAUUCCAGGACUAAAGGGAGAACGUGGCCAAGGAGGACCCGUAGGACCUCGGGGUGAGCCGGGGGUUGCUGGACCACCUGGAGCACCUGGCGGAUCUGGUGGUGAUGUCAAUGGAGUAGCUGUGCCUGGACUGCCUGGUGCACCUGGCACAAUGGGACCAAUUGGACAACCGGGUGAGAUGGGAAUGAAGGGUGAAAUUGGAGUUCCCGGUAGAGAAGGUCUUCCUGGUCCACGGGGUGAUAAAGGUGACCGAGGACCAACAGGGCUCGCUGGUGCUGACGGCAGUAAAGGAGAGCCAGGAAGGACUGGAAGUCCCGGCAGUGAUGGAGCCAAAGGAGAGCUAGGGUUACCAGGCAUUACUGGUCUUAUUGGCAAACCUGGAGUUGUUGGACUGCCUGGUCCCCAAGGACCUAUGGGUCCGCCCGGUCCUGAGGGGCUGAAGGGUACAGCAGGUGAUCGGGGUCAGCCAGGUUUGGCUGGAGAGCCGUCACCACCCGGCCAACCUGGACCCCAAGGUCCUCAAGGUAUGCAGGGAGAACGCGGUGAGGAGGGACCACCAGGUUCCGGUGGACCUCCUGGACUUCGGGGACCACCAGGCAACCAUGGACAAAUAGGAAUCAUUGGUCCUAAGGGACAUGCUGGUUUACCAGGACUUAAGGGAGAGCCUGGCAAACCUGGUCGUAGGGGUGAAGUUGGCCCCAUGGGAGGAGUCGGUAGUAGAGGACCAGCUGGCCCUCAGGGUCCACCGGGACGCCCAGCAAAAGACGGUACCAAGGGAACUCGGGGCAUUCAGGGACCUGUCGGCCCUCGUGGCUUGCCUGGACCUUCCGGUCCGUCAGGUCCUCUUGGUCCAACUGGGUCACCUGGCCUUCCUGGCUUCAUGGGUAAACCUGGUCCACCUGGACCCCCAGGUCCUCCUGGUCCACCUGGUGACUCAGCCGCUCAACCACUGCAAGUAGCUGGAGAACGCGUAUAUGGUCUGCCCGGUGUGAUGGGUCCUAUGGGACCAUCAGGCCUUCCUGGUGAGCGUGGUGCAGAUGGUUCCCGAGGCCCGGAAGGGAAAAGAGGUCAUCCUGGCCAAUCUGGACCUGCUGGACCAUCCGGUCUACCUGGGUCUCCGGGUCAGCGCGGACCUCCUGGUAAUAGUGGUAUACCUGGUACACCGGGUCGCGAAUACACAGAGGCUGAGUUACGUGGAAUAUGCGCUUCAGUUUUAAGAGAAAACUUAGCUGAGAUAGCCAAAACCUUGCGAGGCCCCCCUGGCAUACCCGGCAUAGGACAGCGUGGACCACCUGGUGAACCAGGGGAAGUUGGUGCUCCAGGUGCUCCUGGACCUAAUGGUGAGACGGGACAACGCGGCUACACCGGCUACCCAGGUGCUGCUGGUCCACCUGGCCCAGCAGGUGAACGAGGACCGCCGGGCUACAAGGGUGAUAGAGGAGUCAUGGGUGAGGGAAGAGAUGGUAAAAUUGGACAACCCGGUGAACCAGGACCACCUGGACCCCCAGGAGUGGGUCUUCCCGGGAGGAUAGGUGAGCGUGGAUCCCCUGGUCUCAAUGGGCCCCAGGGUGGCAGAGGUGCUCCAGGGCCUCAGGGUCCCCCAGGCCACUGUGAGUACUGUAACCCUGCCUUGGCGUACCAGGCAGCUGCAUCCCAAGGUAAUACAAAGGGGCCGUGAUCAUCAGCACUUGAGGUAACACCCACGACUUCAAGACCCUGAGGCCACAUGACCUAAGCUCACAGUUGUUUGUUGCUGUCAAUGAACUAUCUGUACCCUCCUCCUACACUUGUCUUAUUGCCAGCUUUACUCUUGCCAUAAAAUAUAAACUAAUAUAAUUUGGAAAUAUUGAACCGUCUCUCAAACUUAUAUUUAGUUUAGGUUAUAAAGUUUCCUUUUCUGUUUCACGUCUCACUGUGUGUUCAUCAUUAAUUUGAAUGAAAAUGUUAUUUUUGUUCUAGCGAACAAAGUGAUACUUUAAUAUGUGCUUAUAAAACAGCUCAGUAAACCAAGUAAACAUAUCAAGAAGUUACACAAUGCUUUGUAUACAGUGAAGUGUGUGAAUACAACAAAUUUUGUGGAUACACUUAAGUUUAAACAUUCAUCACUGCCAAACCCUCAUGGUUUUUGUGUUAUUUUAUUGUUGUUACUGUGGUUGAGGAUAAUGGUAAUAUGAACAUUGAAGAUGUACUUUACUGGCUCAGUCCACCUCAAUACUUCAACCAAACUUACUGUUAUAAAGUUGCCUUUCACUUUUCCAAUUCAACAUAGAUAUCAUAGACGAUUUAUAUUUGAUACAAAAGUAGGAAUUUUCUGCAGUUAUAGAUUCACGAAGUUUGAUUAUUAAUAAUUCAUAAUCUAACCCAAACAACAAUAAGGAUGCAAGCCUGUUGCUUUAAGAGUGAGGGAUGUAAUAUUGUUGGGAAACUGAGCAUGUGUUCAAUGGUGCUCCUAUACUGUAGGCUCUCUGCCUCGUUUAAGCUGGCAUCAUGUAUAUUCUGUAAAACUAACUUUGAUCUGUACAUAAUAUCAUUUUUUAUCAAAAUUAAUAAAGAGUUGGCCAACAA